CGCGACCGUGGCGACGAGCUUCGUAGUCUCCGUCUGAUGAUGUCUGCGAUCGUGUUGGCAUCAUAUUGAUGUUUUCGCAGCUAACGGCUGUCGACACAAACUCAUCAUGGACCGAGAUAAACAAACCGUGCUGCUUUACAGAUUUGCCCUUUUAACAAUGGGCACACAGCUACUACUAAAAUGACCGUUUAUCUUCACUGUAACUGCAACCAACCGCCACACAUGCCUUCAACAUUUUGAUUAAUCAAUGUUAACGAUUGUCAGGAAGGUUAUUGGGUUCGUUUACUAGGCGGUGAUUCCUUGAACAAGCAGAAAAACACGCAGUAAUAGGAGGAAUGUACGUAGCGGUAAUAUGUAAACACGAUGAGCUGACAGACAAUAUGGCGGCACAGGUCAUGGGGGCGGAGUUGUGACGUCACGUGAUUGGGGUCUAUAGACGUAUUGUUCUAUAAAACACAACAGUUCUUUUGGCUCAAAAUACAGCUGUUUAUUUUAAAGAAGGGUGCAAGAGCAGAAACUGCUUUUUCUGCCUUGUCUGUGUUUUCCGCCAUAUCGGUUCCAAAAAUCGGUUAUUGGCUCCUCUAACUACUAAUAAUCGGUAUCGGUCCUGAAAAACCCAUAUCGGUUGAUCUCUAAUUUUUGGACACAGUAAACAUACCGGUCUUUUCUCGUCACCCACUGUAUUAAAAGUGAAGCCAAACGCUACACACACCUUGCCAUAUUUCCUCAUCUUAAUUUUCGUGAGACUUCAUAUAUCUUGCUCUUUGCUGUGUGCUCUUGUUUAAUGCAUAAAUACUGCGUACACUCUGAAAAUGAGAGCACCACUGCCACCCACUGAGUGGAUGUGCAACUGCAAAUGUCCCACAUUUACCGGAAGUUACAUGUAAGCACCCCAACUUAUAAAGAAAGUAACCCAAAAUGAACUAAACUGCUUGCCAUUGACCACCAAUCCAUUUCAAUUGUGAGGACUGGCUGGAAAACUUGAUAUUUCAGUGCCAUUGACGGAAGUAGACGUCCAAUCCAUUUUGACUGGGUUAGGGCGAAUGAACGUUCAUUCACCCCUCCCAGUCAAAAAUGAACGUUUAUUUGUCCCCUCCCAGUCAAAAUGGAUUUGACGUCUACCGCCGUCAAUGGCAGCCAAUAAGUCACAGAAGAAGCUGGAGGAACACAUCAGUCUCACGUCACAUUCACCUCUUCUUGAGCGACCUAUCAUUUCUCCCCUCUCUUGGAUUUCCUGAUCUGGGAACUUUGGUAGUGAGUGGGAAGAAUCAUUCUCCCCUCCCCCUUUCUCCCUCUCUCUCUCCCUCUCGCACCAUCUGGUCACGUGACAUCGCGCUGUCUGCUACAGCUUCCACAACGGUCGGCCAUCUUGGUCAACACCCAGUGUGCAUCCAGGCACCGCCAGCUUGAAAGGAGGGUGCCGGGUGAUGCUUUUGUUUUACUUUUUUUCCUUGAAACUCCUCCACUGCACAAAAGGCAACACAAGGGUGGGCAAGGGGGGCGGAGGAGCGAUUGAGCACAUCGCAGUGUGACUGGGAGGAGGACAGACACCUGCUCCGGACAUCCUUUUUGUCCCCUGCUUGGGAAUUUCGGGGGAGGAACCGCACAGCCCGUUUGCUAUUGUUUUUGCCAAGUCAUCGUCGCCAUCAUGUCGGAUUUGACCCCCCAGAGCGAGACGCCGACGCCCACCACCGACAAGAUAACCCAGGCCGCCCGGGAAACCAUCUAUCUGUGCAACUUCCGUGUGUCGGUGGACGGCGAGUGGCUGUGCCUGCGGGAGCUCAAUGACAUCUCCCUCACACCGGAUCCAGAGCCGGCCCACGAAGAUCCCAAGGACCCCAUCACCAUCGAGAGGCUGAACCUGAUGAACAUGGCCAAGCUGAGCAUCAAGGGCCUGAUCGAGUCCGCACUCAAUCUGGGUCGCACUUUGGACUCUGACUAUGCGCCUCUGCAGCAGUUUUUCGUGGUCAUGGAACACUGCCUCAAGCAUGGCUUGAAAACCAAGAAGACCUUCCUGGGGCAGAACAAGUCGUUCUGGGGAGCCUUGGAGCUGGUGGAGAAAUUGACGCCCGAAGCCGGCGAGAUCACAGCCAGCGUGAAAGACCUGCCUGGCCUCAAGACGCCUUUAGGACGAGGCCGUGCUUGGUUACGUCUGGCCUUGAUGCAGAAGAAGCUGUCCGACUACAUGAAAACCAUCAUCAACAGGAAGGACCUUCUCAGCGAAUUCUAUGAACCCAACGCGCUAAUGAUGGAGGAGGAGGGCGCCGUCAUCGCCGGCCUGCUGGUGGGGCUGAACGUCAUCGACGCCAACUUGUGCAUGAAAGGGGAAGACCUGGACUCUCAGGUCGGCGUCAUCGAUUUCUCAAUGUACCUCAAAGACGGCGGCCACAGUAGCAAGAGCGCGGAAGGCGAUGGUCAGAUCACUGCCAUACUUGAUCAGAAGAAUUAUGUGGAGGAGCUCAACAGACAUUUAAGCGCUUCAGUAAAUAAUCUCCAGGCCAAAGUGGACGCAUUGGAGAAGUCCAACACAAAGCUUACAGAAGAGCUGGCGGUGGCCAACAACCGGAUCAUCACCCUCCAAGAAGACGUGGAGCGGGUGAAAGAAGAGAGCUCCUUUCAGCUUGAGUCCAAUAGGAAGGCUCUCAGAAGCGACUCGGCGGACGGGCCGGCGCUGGGCGAAACGCGCAAGCAGCUCAAGGAAGAGACGCUGCUCCGACUGGACGUGGAGAAGGAGCUGGAGGUGCAGAUCGGCAUGAAGCAGGAGAUGGAGCUGUCAAUGAAGAUGCUAGAGAAGGACGUGUGCGAGAAGCAGGACGCGCUGGCCGAAUUGCGACAGCAGCUGGAUGACAUGCGUCUUAUCAACCAACAGCUCAGCCACAAGUCGCAGAGCGCCGACAGCAGCUCCAAGCAGAAGAGCGAUGCUGUGGCCCGCUUAGAAGACAAAAUCAGCCAGAUGUCCAGCACCAUCAGACAGCUGGAGAACAGAUGUAAGCAGGCCGAACGCGAGAAGGACGCGGCGCUGGAGGCCAACCGCCUCUUUAAGUGCGAGUUCGGGGACAAGAUCGAGAGCCUGGAGGUGGAGCUGGAGCGCCUUCGGAAACGCAGGUCUGAUGUGGAGGCGGAGCAGAGAACGGAGCGCCGCUUAAACGCCGCCCCGUGCCAAGACCUCCCCCAACCUCGCCCGGGAUCGCUGGCGUCCACCCGACAGCGGAAAGUGGCGGCGGAGGACAAAAGCGGCCCAGACUCCAGCUCGUACGUGCUUCCAAUAAGGUCCGCUGGCAACUCUGAUCAUGAAGAGGACGAGUCUUUUGAGGACAUCAGUGAAUCUUCCGUAUGCAGCAUGUGCGAGCAGGAAGCCUCCCUCCUCAAGACAAAGAGACAGUGCAAGAAGUGCGGCGGCGUCUUCUGCGAGGGCUGCGUGGCCAAUGAGCUGCCGCUGCCGUCGUCCAUCUUGCCGGCGGCCGUCUGCGCCGCCUGCUAUGCACUCUUGUUACAACAAUAUGCAUCCACGUCACCAGCGUAGACCAAAGCAAGCAACAAAAUGUUUUCCUGACGCAACUGGAAGCGCAGAGUGGAUUUUUUGUUGUUUUGGAUAGACCUCCACGUCACAAUUGUGGUUUUGAGAAGACAAAAAUGCAAGUAAAUAAAGAAUCGACAUUUGACAAAGCCCUUUGUCAAAAAAAAGCCCUAUUCAUUUUCAAUUGUACAUUCAACGCCCUCAAAAAUGUUUUCCAUUCAAACCUGUAAAAAACCUCCACUGGCAGUACCGUUUCGGACGAAGUCGCUACUUAUUUCCUUCAUUUUAAAUCUUGCGGAUUAUCAGUGCGGCUUACUUGUUGAUUUAUUUGGGUUAAUAGUACGGUUGUUCCGAUCAUGUUUUUUUUUGCUCCCGAUAUUUCCCGAUCCGAUUGCUUUUUUUUUUUGGCUCCCGAUUCAAUUCCAAUCAUUCCCGAUAAUUUUUCCCGAUCAUAUACAUUUUGGCAAUGCAUUAAGAAAAAAAUGAAUAAAACUCGGACGAAUAUAUACAUUCAACAUACAGUACAUAAGUACUGUAUUUGUUUAUUAUGACAAUAAAUCCUCAAGAUGGCAUUUACAUUAACAUUCUUUCCGUGAGAGGGAUCCACGGAUAGAAAGACUUGUGACUUUGUAUAUUGUGACUAAAUAUUGCCAUCUAGUGUAUUUGUUGAGCUUUCAGUAAAUGAUACUGCAGCCAUUCAACCCAAAUGCAUGAUGGGAAGUGGACCCAUGACUGUGCGUAGUGCUACCAAUUGAUAUAUCUUCUGUGUUAAAAGAUCAAUUGCUACCUUGCUUCCCAUGAUAUUUCUAAUCGUAGGGAGAGGGAUUGUAAGGCUUUUAGCCUAUUAAAAAAAGGGUCCAAAGGCUGCCAUUACACCAUUACAGAUUGAGCGCAACAAUGCGUGAGUGGCUCGUGCAACGCGUGCAUUAAUUGCGUUAAAUAUUUAACGUGAUACAUUAUUUAAAAACUAAUUACCCCCGUUAUCGGUACCUUAAGCCUAAAGACUCUGGAUGAGUGUAACAUAUUAUGUCUGUAACGUUAAAUACAUUUAGAAAACGAUUUUAAAAAAAUACAGUGAUACCUCAGCUCACGAACGCUUAAGCUCACGAACUUUUCGCCUCAAGAACAUUAAAUUCGCGAGCAUAUAGUCUCUGCUGACGAACUAGUUUUCGGCAGACGAACCAAUUCACGCGGUCGAAAAGCGCCACGAGAAGCUGACGCACGCUCACGGCGUCCCAGUUCGUCCCCUCACUUUCGUUGAGUGCGGACGUGGUUUGUGUUUGAUAGACAUUUUGGACCAUAUUGAGUGUACUUUUGCUAUUAUGGGACCGAAAAAGUUACCUACAGUCCUUAUGGAAGGUGACUCGUGUUACCAAUUCGCCCUCGACUGGUAAUUGGCGGUGCUUUCAGCUUCCCACCGUAGUGAGAAGUGGACCGGCGAGUCACGUUGGCUCGUUGUCGUCGGUUGUCUUCGGUUCGCCCGAUUUCCUCUCCAGAAAGGAGGCGGCGUGCAUACAAACACCCAGAGGCGUCGGAUGGCUUUUUGUGGGCACUUUUAUUAACAACCAAAAGCAUGUGGGGGGCACAGCAGUGGAGUCUACGCUAACUGCGCACUUUGCCGGUAACACUCUCCUUCCAAACAGUAACUCCCUCCCUCCCUCCUCCUCCCACUCCAUUCCAUCAAGCCAUCAGCUACCAUCACAAAGGUAAAUAAAACGACUUUAUUAUACAGUACAGUUUAUUUCUUUAAUUAUAAUACAAUAGCAAAUUUAUUAUACAUAAAAUAAGGUAUAUUUUUGUGUAGUUUUAAGGCUUAUUUAGUAGAAAAUUAUGUUUUAUGGGGACCUGGGAACGGAUUAUUCUCAUUUUAAUGGUUUCUUAUGGGAAAUAAAUGUUCGGAAGACGAACUUUUUGCCUUACACACACUUUCUGGGAACCAAUUAUGUUCGUGAGCUGAGGUAUCACUAUAUAUAUAUAUAUAUAUAUAUAUAUAUAUAUAUAAAAAGGCAUGGCAGAUAUGUUUUUUGCCGAUUCCGAUACUUUGAAAAUGACGUGAUCGGACCCGAUCGAUCGGGACAUCUCUAGUUAAUAGGUAACUGUUUAUUUGAUAGCAGUGUCAUAAGACCGUCAUAAUUAUGACAUGACACCAUCAUGGACAUUAGAUUGCUUAUGACCGAUGUCAUUUAGUGCCAUCUGGCAAAUUAUGUUUCUAACUCUAUUAUUAAGAUUAUUUUUUUCCAGCGAUGCCAAUAAUAGCUCGACUGAUUUCACCAAUGAGAUGUCGCAACAAUAAUCACAUGACUCAACUAUACCAAUCAGAAUCCAGCUUGUUCAAUCACCUGGUGUCUUUAAAGCACCGUAAAAAAUAAUUUGACAUAGAGCGCUGCCCUCAACAUGACUCGAAAGCGCGGAUUUAAACCUCUCUCCCAGUUUUUGUUUAUAUAUCGAUUGACCACAGAAAACCUGAAAUAUGAUCCUCUUAAUUUCAUCAUAGUAACGAUGAAGGAACUAUUGUUUUCAAACUAAGAACUGUUCUCUCCACUAGAGGCCACUCAUGCUCUUUGGAUGAAUAAUGCUUUUUUUUCUCUCGCUGGCAUUCAAUUUUUUUGGGGGGGGGGGUAUUUCUUCUGCUUAAUGUGGUCCUGUAAUGGAUUAUUGUACAGUAUUAAAACGGUUCACAAAAAUGAAUUUUUAAAAUUCCAUUGUUUGGGGGAAAAAAAAAAGGAGUUCCAAUACUCAAGUAUUCUUUUCACUGGUAACUUGUACUUGAGUACAUUUUUUGGAUGACUUGAGUAAUAAUGUUGAGUAAUAUUCUUAAACUAACGCUGUUCUUACUUGAGUAAAUUUUUGGCUACUUUACACACUUCUGCACAAGGUUAAUGGAUACAUCAUCAUUCAAGAAAAGGUGAGGGCAAGUGACUAUUUUGGUCAUAGAAAAAUUAUAUUGUAGCCAGGCAUGCAAACUGGUUAGGGGUGAAAAAGGUGACAAGUAACAUGGACCCGCGGCAUGCGCGGAAAAGUGCAUUUCAUCGUGCAACCAGAAACAUCUCGAAUUAAACACAGUACAUAAUAAUUUAACAUACACAAGUCUAAAUAUCUAAUCCUGAAAUCAGAACAUAUAAAACGCAUUAAGUAGCAAAUUAUACAAAAUCCAAAUUAUAAAAUAUAUAGUAUUUCCCAUUUACAUUAAGCAGUGAACAGCUGUACAGCAUAAAAUAUGAAUUUACAGGUACAGUAUAAAUUCCAUUCACUUAACAAGUCUUCAAAAGCAUUAACUGUAGUGAUCAUAAAUUUAUUUACAUUCAACCAAAGCAAUUAGUCCCAUUGUCCUUAACUUCGAUUGAUAGGGCAUCAUACAACAGAAGUACACUUACUUGUAGGCUGUUUCAUGAACGGGGCUGUGUACGAACAGCGCGGGAAUAGAUAAGAGUGGCGGUGAUAGGUCUAGGUCAUAGGACUAGAGUGUAGUUUUGAGCAUGGACUACAGUUUUGAAGUUAACGGUUUCACUCGCUCGUUGAAAUGCGCCCCCCCCCCCCCCCCCCAUUUUUUCUCCUCAGAUCUACGUGAUUCAGAAGAAUGACCCAUUUUCAUUUCAAAACGGCGAAAUUUCGCAGAAAGGAGGCAAGUUUGCAUGACUGGUAGCAUCUACAAGGACAACUCGGCGAUGAUAAUGCACGAUCAGCAGGAAAACAGCACAUUAUUUUUAAAUAAUUGUACCCACAUGGAUGCCACCAACUGUACGUAAAAAAAAAAAAAAAAAAAGUUGCCCGACAGUGGCCAGUGGUAUGCUCACGCUCUCACGCCACCUAGCCAAUCAUCAUCCCGUUUGCAACAGCGUCACCAGAGCCCUGAGCGUCACAACCCCCUUCCCUCCUCCCCUCUCCCGCUUUGCUCUAUCCAGGUAGCUGUGACAAAAUCAGUCAACUCACGUUUCAUUCAACCAAAAUUGUAGCACUGUGCCCCUUUCCAUCCUCAGUAACUGUAAUGGCGUUGGAAAAAUGGGAAAAUUACUACUAGAAAAAAAUAAUGCUGUUAUACUCUAACGCCAUUAUUAAAAACACUGCCUGUAAGUACCGAAGGGAAUAGCAUCUUUUCGCGUAUUUAUUGUUUGCAUUACUCUAACACAGUAUAAUCAUUCAGGGAAUAGUAUAUUUUCUCAUAUUUACUGUUUGUAUUACUCAGUCUCGAACAAAUGGCGGGACAUCCUGUAUUGCCACAAGGAAGACUUGAUAUGGAGGAACCCGCGAACGAGAAGUGAACACUGAGCAGUGAGCACUCAUGUGGCACUGAGGAUGGCAAAAUCCUUAACUCUUGUUGCCCUGACAACUAGGGAUGGGAAUCGAAAUCCGAUUCCAAUUCGGAACCGGUUCCGAGUGUUUCGAGGCCUCGACAUCACAAUGAAAAAGCCUUAAUGAUCCCUUUAACGAUUUCUAAAGACGCGUAUUGCGUCGUGACGUGUCUUGUUGUCCAGACGCAUCAAACUAGCAUGGCGCCAAGAACCACUCGCUCCAAAGUUGGACUACACUUCACCAGGAAAGAGUGUGAAAAUGAAAGGUUACGACGGGUAAGCACGAGCAUUGCAGCCAUAAACAUAACAAUGACAGCACGUAGGUUCAAACGCUCGAAAGUGUGUCUUCACUUCACGAGGAAAAAUUACAACAAAGCGACUUGCAGUCAUUGCAAGGUGGAGAUAACUGCAUCGGGAGGGAAUAGACUGCACUGUCCUCACCGAGACAGCUAUACAGCUAGCUGAACUCCGAAAUGACAAUACAGAAGACGUUGGUAUAAUUUGCUGACUUUAUUCAACCAUCACUUGAAGAGUGAAACUAAAAAUAGAAAUGAAACAAAUCAAUUUCGUCCCCAAUAACAAACAGGUUUGCAUCAACGUAAAUCAGCGAUGAUUAGCUGCUAAUAACAGUAUGGUUAGCAUUCGUUCGCUAGCAUUAGCACAUCGUUCAAACCACUACACAACUGGAUUUAAGUGUCCGAUCGCGAGUGGAAACACAACAACAACAACAACACAAAAGAUUAUACAUACAGGCGUUGCCUCUGUAGAUAUUAACAUUAACAAAGAACGUAGGCUCGUAGAAGUGUUUCCCUCUCUCACUUCGCACGCUCACUCGCUUGGAUGCGGCAUUUCUUCGGGUGCCCAAACUGCGGCCCGCGGCCCAAAUACGGGCCGCCUCCACAUUUGGUCCGGCCGUUUUGAAUUUUUUUUUUUUCCUCAAUCGUGUUAUUUAUUUCCUGGCCUUU
Messenger RNA from Corythoichthys intestinalis (scribbled pipefish), 8771 nucleotides. It is a transcript of the gene rufy3, whose product is annotated as RUN and FYVE domain containing 3. Gene Ontology annotation, biological process: regulation of axonogenesis. Gene Ontology annotation, molecular function: metal ion binding. The coding region runs from base 1649 to 3523 and encodes 624 amino acids. NCBI's taxonomy places the organism in Eukaryota, Metazoa, Chordata, Actinopteri, Syngnathiformes, Syngnathidae. The record is from RefSeq and is a predicted model, not a curated record. The transcript has 17 exons. Gene Ontology annotation, cellular component: cytoplasm.